AUGCAGGUCGUAGACGACCGGGUGGUGGUGGAGACCGUCCUGGAUCAGCCCCUGGGGGCUCUGCGGGACGUCUCCUACCAGCUGUACUGCGGCGACGAAAUCCUAGAGUCCGCCUUCGAACAGCGGCCGGACAAGCUUUGCGUCCCUCGGCAGCUCGCGGAGUUGAUGCGGCUGCCGCUGCAGGAGGCCCCGAUGUUCUACGUGGACUGCCAGGGCCGCCUGCUGGACAAGUACGAGCCUACCGUCAAGGAGCAGCGGGCCGUGGCCUUCACGAGCUGGAAUGGCCACGCCUUCUUCUACAAAUCCGCCCGCACCGUCGCGAAGUGCGAGCCGAUCGGGGAGCGGGCCAGGUACCGGGGCGAGAGGAAGCCAGGCGAAACGCCCGAGUUCAAGGAUUGGCGGGAGUGGGAGGGCGAGGUCUUCUACGCUGAAGACCUGGAGCAGGUCCGGAGGGAGCUCCUGGCCGAGGGGCACUGCCCGAAGGUGGUCAUGCGAAGCAUGAGCGAGUGGCGGUGCCUGCGGCUGAGGGUGCGGGGCGGCGAGGACUGUGUCAUCUCCGCCUUCCACGAAGACCUGGAUGUGCUGCAGGCCUGGAUGGGGCGGCUGGGGCUCCCCUAUUGCGGGCAGCGUCUGGCGGGCGCCGCAAGCGAGGUCUUCCUUCACCUUCUCAAGGCCCGCCGCGAUCCGCCCGGAUCUCGGCAAGCCCUGCUCGCGGAGCAGGACCACCAGUGCAAGCUCUGCGCGGCCCCCAUCACCGCAACCACGUGCGAGUUGGACCACAUCAUCCCCGUGCACCAGCCCUUCGCCGCACAGGCCCAGAACCUCCAGGCACUGUGCCUCGAGUGCCACCGGAACAAAACGGCCCUGGAGUCCUCGCACGCCACGACACUGGAGUCGCGCUUCAGCCGGCGGGCUUACGAGCAGUACGUGGAAUCGCCUCGACUCCCGCCGCUCGUCUUCAAGCUCAACAGCCACAAGCCGGACCACAUCUGCCACGGUAUAGACGUGGUGCGGUGCCGCAAGAACGGCCUGGCCCAUGCCAAGUUCCCGGCGCCCAUCUUCUGCCCCAAGGACAACGUGGAGCAAGCCCGCGAAGGGCACCUGGCGGACCUGACCUACGUGAGGCUUCGGGCGUUGGGCGGCGUUCAAGCAGCUCCCCUAUGUGGGCCAGGGCUGGUACGCCAAGCCUACAUGCUGGACAAAGGCCUUGCCACCUGGCGCGACUUCGUGCACAGCCUGGACGCCACGGCGCACGUGGACCAGGAGUCCGUGGCUCAGGCCCUGCAGAAAAUGGAGGCGGCUUGGCCGGAGGGAGAGGAGCACUACGCGAAGCUGUCGGUGAAUGCCCUCAUCGGGCUCUGGGCACGCAACAUGAACCUCAUCUACACCAUGCGCACCAGCAACCACCAGUUCGACGGCUCCGGGUGCCAGCACCGGGAGCUGUUCCUGGACGCCGCGGGUGGGAUGCACUGGGAUCACAUCUACGUGACCCAGUUGUUGUCCAACCGGAGCUGCCGGCUCGUGCACGACUUCGUGAUGGCCUCGGAGUACGUCGCCGUCUCCAGAACCCGGGAUGCACUCGCAACCGUGCCGUCGAGGUACCUGAAGGCCGUCAAAACGGACUGCGUCGUCUUCCAGGACCUGCCCAAAAAGUUCCAGGGCCUCGUGGAUGGCUUGGUGCGGGAAAGGCACCCCGACGGCACGCCCGUGUACCGAUGCGAGGAGGCGGAGACGGCCGACCACUGGGUGCGGAGCACCGUCCGGAACGGCUACUGCAACAUCGACUGGCUGGUGGCGGAGGAAAUCACGCAGCUCGACACCGGGCUGUGGAACGAUAUCGCCUGCGUCUCCAUGAACCGCAAAGUCAAGUUCCUGCUGCUCGGCGACUUCCGCCAGUUCCCCGCCAUCAUGGACAACUUCGCGGGCACCCCGGUGCAGCGGGAGCUCAAGCACUCCCAGCUGCUCCACGACCUCACCGACGGCUGGCACCACGAGCUCACCAAAAACAUUAGGGGCGACCCGGGCAUCUUCGACUUCCUCCGGUGGCUCCGGGUCGACGAGCCCCGGGAGCAGUCCCUCCCGGAAGCAGUCCGGGCAGCCCGGGAAAAGUUUCCGCGGCAAGGCGAGCCCGAUGUCAGCCUGGUCAUCUCCCACGCGCCGGAAGCUGUGACGAUCGAGUACACCGGCACCGGCCCGACGACCACCAACAUGCCGCAGACCAUGCGGGUCUGGCCCGGCCUGAAGCUCAUCGGCGUCGGCGGCCGCGUGACCAAAGGCAUCUACGCACAUGUGGCCGAAGUGGGCCCCGAGAUGAUCGUCUUGGACGGCGGCGACUCCUUCACCCACACCGCCCUCCUGAAACACACCCGGCUGUGCCACGCCAUCACUUACGCCUCGUGUCAAGGCCUGACGCUCGAAGGGCGGGUCUUCCUGUGCGACACCGAGAGCCCGCACUUCACCCUCAAGCACGUCUAUGUGGGGAGCAGCAGGGCCACCAGCAGCGAGCUCCUGAGCGUCCGUCACUUCCAUCAGAAGCCCGCACUGGCCCGACAUGAGCCACACCUGGCGCAAAUCUGCGCGCACCUUGCAUUCCCGACCGGCCAGGUCGCCAGGAUCCUCCAGCGGCUGCUGGUCAGCGUCCCAGAAGUGGACUCGGGACAAAUCGACCUUGAGCUUGAUGAAGCUGUUCCCGCGGGAGGAGGUCUUAAGGCAGGACACGAAGCGACCCUCCACGUCCGACGCGGUGAGGCAGCGGCCGAAGAUUUUAGAGUCGUGGAGGCAUCGCUGGGUCAGCUGGCCCUUGAUGUCCUUCUCGAUCGCCUCCAGGUCUGCCUUGGCGGCCUCGUUCUGCUCGAGACACAGGGGGAGUCGCCGGGCUUCCGUCUCGCUGCCGUAGGGGCUGGGGUGCCACAAGAUGCGCAGCCACUCGUGCGACCGCCAGGCCUCCGCGCACACCGGGAAGAACUUGCCGCCACGCUGGUUGGUCGUAAGCUCACCGAGCUUGAGUACCGUUUUGGGCUCCAUCGCUCCUUCUUUUUUCACGACAAGAAAAAAAAUGCCGGCCACCGUCUCCACCGCGGAGUGCGUGGUGGCCCUGCUGGCGUGCUUGCUGGUCCUGUGGGCCUUUUCUUUUCCUUCAACAAAUGCCUUCGAGCCCGGGCACUUCGACAUGGUGUGGGCCUCGCCCUGUUCGCCCUCAAGAAGCGCCCCCGCAACCUGCCGGUCGGGGACGCCCUGGUGCUCAAGACGUUCGAGAUCAUCGACUACCUCAAGCCCAAGUGGUGGGCCAUCGAGAACCCGAGCACCGGGCGCCUGAAAACCCGCCCCUACACGCAAGGGCUGCACAUGGACCGGGUCACGUACUGCAAGUACGGCUUCCGGUACAAGAAGCCCACCGCGGUGUGGCACAACCUGCCCUGGACCCCCUCCCAGGGGCCCUGCCGCAAGGGAGACCGCUGCGAGGCCUUCCAAGGAACUCGUCACCCAGAGGCUGCGCAGCGAGGGCCCACCAAGGGGCGGCAGGGGAGCAACUCGCGGGACCAGCUCUACUCCAUCCCGCCCGUGCGUCUCUUCAAGACGCCUGAGUACUCUGUCAAGCAGCCGCCUGACCCCGUGGUUUGCAAGCCCCCCGCCAACGGAAUUUUAUGCGCUCCAUCGGCUUCCGGGAAGACCGUGCUUUUGGUGAGCAUGAUUUUGGAGCAGUACAGGGGCUGUUUUGAGCGCAUCUUUAUCUUCUCACCCUCGGUAGAGGUCGAUUCUGCCUGGCAGCCCGUUAAGGACUAUAUCCGAGACGAGCUGGGCGUGAAUACGGACCGGGAGCAGUGCUGGUGGGAGGAUUGGGACGAAGCGGCGCUGCGGAAGAUCAUCGCCGACCAGAAGCGCAUCACCCAGAAGAGCAAGGAGCUGGGCCUGAAGAAGCUGUACCAGGUUUUGGUCGUUCUAGAUGACCAUGCCGAUAAUCCUGCGGUGCACCGCAAGACGGGAGAUGGCGUUUUGGACACCCUGUUCAUCAGGGGCAGACAUUUUUGCAUCAACACCUGGGUCUCGACCCAGAAGCUUCGGCUCAUGAGCAGCGCGGUGCGGGUCAAUGUGAUGUUCUACUGCGUCUUCCGGCUGCGGAAUCAGCUAGAGCUGGACGCUUUGGUGGAGGAACUCUCGGCCAUGCUGCCGAAGGAAACCCUGUACUCGAUGUACGAAGAAGCCACGCGAGAGCCCUACAGCUUCUGGUUCGUUAACCUCCGCGCGCCCAAGGAAGACAUGUUUUGGGUGCGCUUCGACCGGAAGUUCUUGCUAAAUGGGGACGCUCCUGGCAUGACAAGUAUCUACGUGGACUCGCGCCUCCGCGCGGAGGGCACGGACAGCAGCUUCUCCUUCGACAUCGGUGAGAGUGUGCACAUUCAAUCCGGCGCCAACGCCUUCCUGAGCACGGACCGCGGGACGUUCUUGUACUGGGAGGACACGGUGGCCAGCACCCUGCACUACGCGGAGCUCCCGGUGGGCGCGUACACGGGCCCGAGACUUGCUGCGUGGAUCAGCAGCAACUUCGCUUCCGCCAGCUACACCGCCGAGACCAAUGAGUUGGACAUUAGCUGGGAUGGUGUGCGCCUCAUCCUGAACGACGCCGAGCUCCGGCAGCGCUUCCCAGGCUCUGUGCAGCGCUUCGUCUUUGUGACGAUGAGUCCGGUCUCAGAACUGUACCUCAGGUGCCCAACACUGGCCAACGGGGAGACGACGGUGGGCCCGUUGGGGCACGACAUCCUCUGCAAAAUCGUCGUUUCGAAAGGUGUGGGCCACGUCAUGGAGACCGAGACGUCAGAGGGGCACUGGGUUCAGCUGCACGGGCCCAUAACCCUGCGUCACUUGCGCUUCAAGCUCACCGACUACCAGGGCAACAUCGUAAACACUCGAGGUUCAAAGAACAAGGCGAAACCGCCCCCGACUGUGGCCGUGGCGGAGCUUCCGAAGCCCGUGUCUGAGCGACCUUCGGUUGAGCCGCCGACACCGGAGCCGCAGCAAGAGCCCCAGCAGGAGCGAGCACAAGAGCCCCUGCGUAUGACGCCCUCGGAGGCUCGCCGCGCCCGGCAGCUCUCGCGAGCCGACCGCUUCCAUGCCGCGAUGCUGCGGGCGUUUCACAAGCAGUAUCCCAGCUACAACUUGACGCCGCUGCUCUACAAGCGGCAGCAGCAAUUGAUCGAUGCUCGGGCCUUUUGCUUUGUGAACGCACCGUAA
Symbiodinium natans is the source of this 5229-nucleotide messenger RNA. NCBI's taxonomy places the organism in Eukaryota, Dinophyceae, Suessiales, Symbiodiniaceae. The record is from the annotation of a GenBank genome assembly.